Molecule: messenger RNA, 1314 nt
Organism: Aplosporella prunicola CBS 121167
Lineage: Eukaryota; Fungi; Ascomycota; Dothideomycetes; Botryosphaeriales; Aplosporellaceae
Exons: 2
Coding region: 1-1314 (437 amino acids)
Biological process (GO): transmembrane transport
Cellular component (GO): fungal-type vacuole membrane
Molecular function (GO): transmembrane transporter activity
Source: RefSeq, a predicted model, not a curated record
AUGGAAAAGAUCCCAACGGCCCGGGACGAUACACAACACACUGCUGGAGCAGCCAAACGAGUCCUGUCGAAGGUUAUCACAGCAAGAUCAGCCGCAUCAAUCAAGGACCCCGGUCCACCACCCGACGGAGGACUUCUUGCCUGGACGCAGGUGUUAAUGGGUCACUUAGUGAUCUUCGGCACAUGGGGCUAUAUAAACUCGUUCGGAGCAUUUCAAUCCUACUACGCGCAGACCCUAGGUGUCCCUCCAUCCAGCAUAUCCUGGAUUGGCACCAUUCAGGUCUGGUUCCUCUUCUUCAUCGGCACCGUCUCCGGGCGUGCGACAGAUGCAGGCCUUUUCCGUCGCGUCUUCAUUCUAGGAGUCAUCUUGACUCUGCUGGGAAUCUUUAUGACAAGCCUUUCAAACACGUACUGGCAACUUUUUCUGGCCCAGGGCGUGUGUACAGGCAUCGGAAAUGGGCUCAUGUUUUGCCCUACAAUGUCAUUGGUGUCAACGUACUUCGACAAAAGGCGCGCGUUCGCAAUUGGCAUCACGGCUUCUGGAUCGGCUACAGGAGGCCUUAUCUACCCCACAAUGGUGAGGCAGUUGUUGCCCAAGAUCGGUUUCGGAUGGACGGUCCGAUCUCUUGGAUUCGUGACCAUGACAACAUGUGCCUUAACCAUUGCCUUCUUGAAAGUUCGGUUGCCACCUAGACAGUCAGGCCCUUUGCUGGAUUUGGCUGCCUUCAGGGAGCGAACCUACUCGUUAUUCUGCGUAGGCAUGUUUCUCAACUUUUGGGCUCUGUAUUUUGUCUUUUACUAUAUCAGCGCGUUUAGUCGGGACAUCAUUGGCCUGAGCUAUACAGAUUCGCUCAACUUGCUUCUUAUACUUAACGGCGUGGGUUACAUCACUCGCACCGUCCCUCCGUUCCUAAGCGACAAGUUCACCGGGCCUCUGAACAUGGCCAUUCCGUUUGCGUUCAGUACUGGGAUACUUCUUUUUGCUUGGUCUGGUGUGCACUCGCAAGAGGGCCUUUACCCGUUCGUUAUUAUCAUCGGGCUGUCAGCUGGAGGCGUCCAGGCCAUGUUUCCAGCAAUCUUGUCCAGUCUCACACCAGAUCCCAAGAAGACGGGCAUCAGGAUGGGUAUGGCUUUUAGCAUUGUGUCGUUUGCGUGCCUGACAGGCCCGCCGCUGGCUGGAGCGUUGAUAUCCGAGGACAAAGGCAGCUAUGUCCACGCACAGAUGUGGGGAGGCACCGUGUUAACAUGUGGCAGCCUGAUCCUUGUAGCGGCGAGAGUGGCCAAGACAGGAUUCUUGCUAAGAGUCAAGGUUUGA